GGCGAAGCAAUUGCGUAGGACCAAAACACAAUGACUAACGACGUAAACGUCCAACGCUUUCGUUUUCCUUUAUUUUCAAACAUAACAAUCGUACCAUAACUUUCAGAAAGAUGGCUGGUUUAGAGCUGCUGUAUAGCUGCGUGGCAGGCAGCAUUUGCUGCCCACAGGAUGCUGUCGUAUGUUUCGUUCACUGGGAGAUAAUUAAAAGAGGGUACAAGUGUCUUGGCUCUGGAGACGAGAUUAGGAAUGGUGACAAGAAGUCAGAGUUGCUUCCUACAGGGUGGAAUAGCAGUAAGGAAUUGUACACCCUGCGAUACAAGUCAAAUGAUGACAAGUCAGAUGUUUUGGUCAAAGCCAUUACUGUGGAUUCUUCCUUGAUCUUCAACUUAAUGGACUCUUCCACCGAACAAGUGUCUGACCUGACAGUCAAUGUCAGUGAUUAUGUGCAUGCAGAGCAUUUGCAAACAUUUGAAAGUGUGUUCAAGAAUACCGAAGAUUUGUCACAGAAGGUGAAGAACCAGCUCCUUCCCUCAGUACCUGCACCUAGAAAGAAAGAAAAGAAGAGUAGAAGGGAGACAUCAGAUGAAUCCCAGCCAGAUAGAGACCCUCUCCGCAUUCCUUCUAGGCAUCCCCAGACCAGCAGGCAGCCAAACUGGCCAGACCCUAUGGCUCCAUUUGCAGCAGGAGGAGCAGAUCUGGAUCCCUUUGGUGGCCGUGGAGGAGGUGGAAUGAUCGUAGACCCUCUGAGAGCUGGUUUUCCUCGUUCAGGAUUCGACCCCUCUAGUGGAAUACCUGGUGUUCUGCCCCCAGGAGCUGUACCACCCGGAGCCCGUUUUGACCCUUUUGGGCCUGUCGGAAGACAUAGACCAGGGCCAGACCCAGAUCACAUGCCGCCGCCAGGCUAUGAUGACAUGUUCAUGUAGAAGAGAAGGCACUUCCUAAUUUGCUCUUAUGCUACCUGGACCACAUCCUGUCUGUGCAAUGUAAAAGGAAUACCCAUUUAAUAAAACGGACUGGCUUGAUGGGUCAGUGUGAGGAUAAGAUACCAUGCAACAAUAGUUUUUGAGGUGUUCUAAUUUAAUUGUAGAACAUUUAAGACAAAAUUAAUCAAAUGUUCAGCUAGCAUUUGUUUUGAUGUUAAAAUUCUACUUUUAAAGGCUGCGUGCAUCCCAAAACGUAAAAGCCAAUGUUUUUCACACUUUCAACAUUAAACAUUAAUGA
Messenger RNA from Esox lucius (northern pike), 1221 nucleotides. It is a transcript of the gene psmf1, whose product is annotated as proteasome inhibitor subunit 1. NCBI's taxonomy places the organism in Eukaryota, Metazoa, Chordata, Actinopteri, Esociformes, Esocidae. Gene Ontology annotation, molecular function: endopeptidase inhibitor activity; proteasome binding. Gene Ontology annotation, biological process: proteasome-mediated ubiquitin-dependent protein catabolic process. The record is from RefSeq and is marked provisional.